CUGGAUGUUUUAGAGUGCUCACAAUCCCUCCUAUUGUUUGGUCGAACCCUAGAGGCAGAUAAGUGAAAUUGCACCAUGAACGUUACUUAGAAAACACCUGCUGCUAUUGGUUGACUUCAGUCACGUGUUCUUUUCGAAGAUGGCGUCUCCAAAUGGAGCUGAAGAUUUUGAAACCUCUUUGCUCAGUUAUGAGAAGCUGGACAGAGCAUCGCCCGACCUUUGGCCUGAACAGCUGCCCGGAGUUGUUGAAUUUGCUGCGUCUUGUAAAAAUCCCAUCACAAGUUCACCGCCCAAGUGGAUGGCUGAGCUCGAGAUCGAAGACAUUGAGAUGUUAAAAGAGUUGGGUAGUUUGACAACUGCCAAUCUCAUGGAGAAAGUCAAAGGCCUUCAGAACCUCGGUUACCAGCUGGGCUUAGAAGAAUCUAGGGAAAUGACAAGAGGCAAGUUCCUGAACAUCUUGGAGAGGCCGAAGAAAUGACAUCAAAUAUUUUUUAAUAGCUGAAUCCAACUAACUGAUUAACUAUUGCCACAAAAUAUAUUUU
Hippocampus zosterae (dwarf seahorse) is the source of this 542-nucleotide messenger RNA. RefSeq names its product lin-52 DREAM MuvB core complex component (gene lin52). Bases 140 to 478 code for a protein of 112 amino acids. The record is from RefSeq and is a predicted model, not a curated record. NCBI's taxonomy places the organism in Eukaryota, Metazoa, Chordata, Actinopteri, Syngnathiformes, Syngnathidae. Gene Ontology annotation, biological process: regulation of DNA-templated transcription. Gene Ontology annotation, cellular component: DRM complex. The transcript is spliced from 6 exons.